Molecule: messenger RNA, 963 nt
Organism: Scomber japonicus (chub mackerel)
Lineage: Eukaryota; Metazoa; Chordata; Actinopteri; Scombriformes; Scombridae
Gene: hcst
Product: hematopoietic cell signal transducer
Exons: 5
Coding region: 65-310 (81 amino acids)
Biological process (GO): positive regulation of phosphatidylinositol 3-kinase/protein kinase B signal transduction; regulation of immune response
Cellular component (GO): membrane
Molecular function (GO): phosphatidylinositol 3-kinase binding; signaling receptor binding
Source: RefSeq, a predicted model, not a curated record
AUUGUGGACGGCAGAUCAACAGAGCAAGAAGAAAGCACAUAACUGCAUUGACUGCCUUGGCAACAUGGCAUACAACAAAUUAUUCACAACUGGUCUCUUUUUACUUUGCAACUUGACUGUGGCACUCGCAGACAGCACUGUGUCUUGCUACAGAAUUGAGGCUGGGACAAUAGCAGGCAUCAUCUGUGCAGAUGUGUUGCUGACCCUUAUCAUUGUCAUUGUCACGUACCGAUGUGCCAGCUUUCGGCGUCAGAAGAUAGAAAAAGCUGACAAGGUGUAUAUGAAUGUUCGGGCGAACUGCAAGACCUAAUUUAAAAAGGGCGUGACACAUUGUGAAUUAUGCUCAGUUGAGUAGAUUGUGCUUUUUUUUUUUAAUAUAAUACAAAAUGUGAACUAUUUGUCUUGUACAUAUUAAAUUUCUCCUUAGUUCAUUAGCAUUAUGGCAAAAAAGACAGGUUUUUCAAAAUAUUUUUUAUUACCACAUUUUAGCUAUUUCAUAGAAUUCAUUGGAGUGUUUUUUUGUGACCCAUAAAAAUUAUUCAGAAAAGAACCUUCAGCUUUUUAUGUAUCUGCUUAAAGUUACUCUGCAAAACCUUAUAAAAAUGUAUACAACUGAAGUGUGUAAAUCAAAUUCACCAUUUUGAUUAAAAUUGCUCUGAAAUCUUUUCUUGAAAUGUUGGAAAUGUAACUAUACUACCUAGCACCCUCUGCAGCUGACUCUUGGUAGUAAAAUGUGUAAAUGCUGCAUUUCAAAGAGUCUUAAUGAUUUUAUGUGAAUAGUUCCUUUAUCAAGACUGGAGUUAUAUAUACUUUUAUAAACUUAUGUUAUAUGUAAUAUCUGACAAACCUCUGAAUUAUAUAUAUUGAUACUUUAUAUGUGAAUGAAAUGAAAUUAUUAGCUCCAGCACAUUGAUAAAAUAAAUAAAACACUCACCAUGUCCAGUGAGAAUUAUGUUGAAUGGA